Sapajus apella (tufted capuchin) is the source of this 3417-nucleotide messenger RNA. RefSeq names its product transmembrane protein 218 (gene TMEM218). NCBI's taxonomy places the organism in Eukaryota, Metazoa, Chordata, Mammalia, Primates, Cebidae. The record is from RefSeq and is a predicted model, not a curated record. Bases 921 to 1268 code for a protein of 115 amino acids. The transcript is spliced from 3 exons.
AAUGCUGGCUUGCCUGCUGCUCACCUCCUGCUGUGAGACCCAGUUCCUAACAGGUCAUGGACCAUGCCGGUCCAUGGCUCAGGGGUUGGGAACCCUUGCCCUAGAGCCUUUGGAGGGAGUACAACCCUCCUGACACCUUUAUUUUGGAUUUCUGGCUUCUAGAACUGUGAGAGAACAUGUUUUGAGCUGCUAAUUAGGAAACUAAUACAUACCCCAUGCUUAUUUCUCACUUACCCAUUCUGUAACAUGGAUAUAGUAAUACCUCUCUCAGAAGCUUAGCACCAGGACUAAAUGAGGUAUGUUUGUAUGGUACUUAGCACAUAGUAGAUGUUCAAAAAUAGUGAUGGCUGUUCCUCUUCUCUAAGGACUAAGGGUUUUCUUCUUGAAUAAGAACUCAACAAGAGAGUGGGGAUUAUCUGCGAUUGAUUGCUUGGUGAGUCAAAGCUCACACCAUGGAUUUAACUUGAGAGCUUCAAUUUCUGCUUUGGCCCUGAAGCUCCCAUUCCUUGGUGUCUUCUAGCAGUUCUUAAGGUUUUAUAUCAAGAGAGGGUUCAGCUUUCUCCCAUGAGCCGGGGGAAGAAGUCAAAGUAGAGCUCACAUACCAAAUUUGAAGGGAAACACUCAGAAAAAACUUCCAAGUGCACAGCAGAAAUCACCCUUUUGGUCCCCGCCAAAGAGAAAGGCUUUGGGUUCUAAAUUUCUAGUUCCAUUAAGGGACUCUGGGACUAGACAUUUUUGAAAAUUAACGACCUGUACUGAGUAAUCCUCCUAACACACUGAUCGUCAAAAAAUUCCCUGUUAUGAGUUUAGGCUUUCUCUGAAUGCCUUCAUGGGAGUGUGCGGCAGGAAGACUACACUGGAGUGCUGAGGACACUUGAUCGUGCGGCGUGCAGGGGGAGCCGCCGCUGCCUCUCCGCAGGAUGACUGGCACUGUGCUUGGAGUCGGUGCGGGCGUCUUCAUCUUAGCCCUGCUCUGGGUGUCAGUGCUGCUGCUGUGUGUGCUGCUGUCCAGAGCCUCCGGGGCAGCUAGGUUCUCUGUCAUUUUUUUAUUCUUUGGUGCUGUGAUCAUCACAUCAGUUCUGUUGCUUUUCCCGCGAGCUGAUGAGUUCCCAGCCCCAGAGGUGGAAGUUAAGAUUGUGGAUGACUUUUUCAUUGGCCGCUAUGUCCUGCUGGCUUUCCUUAGCGCCAUCUUCCUUGGAGGCCUCUUCUUGGUUUUAAUCCAUCAUAUUCUGGAGCCCAUCUAUGCCAAACCACUGCGCUCCUACUGAACACUCUUCAGGAAAAUGAAAACCUGUUCUCUUCUUCAUUGUGAUGACACUGAUGAGCAGAAAGUCACUAUUCAGAGCCUUUGUUUUGACAGCCCUCACGCCUUAAGAUUAGAGGAGUAUCCGUCCAUCACUAAGACAAAUCUCUUGAGUCCUGGCUUCCAGAAACAGAAUUGCCAAAUUGUCUCGGUGGGGCUAGAUUCUCACCAGCUUACGAAGGAUAUUGCUAUCAUUUUAGUACCUGUACCUUAGGAUUUCCGACUGUUUUGAAAGGGAAAUAGUAAUGAUGAUCUGCUUAGAGUGGAUUUCUAGCCAAGUCCUUAGUAAGUGGAUUUUGGGGAAAAGACCACAUUGGCUUCUGGUUCUUUUUGAUAAUAUAUAAAAUUCUUCAUUAUGAGGUUGCAGUCAUUUGCAAAGGAGAGGCACUCAAAUUCAAAAGGUUAUUUUAAUGCGAUAAUUUGGAAGACUUGCUCAAAUGUUGGUCAUUGACCACUCUGUGCAUAUAUUUCUGCAGAGCUCUAUAAAGGCAAUGAGUAUCACUUCCCUCUGCUCUAAUAAAGAAUAAACAAUAGCUGAAAGGCUGACUUUCACUUUGAACUUUUGGCCACAGCUUUUUGAAUCAAGUAUCUUUAGGUUUCCUUGGGAUUAGAGGAAAGGUAUGGAAAUAUCUUUUUCUUUUGUUUGUUUUUUUGUCUUGCUGUGUAUCUGCAGGGUUUUUUUCUUUCAUGAUGUGGUGGGCUCUGUGUGCCUUAUUUAAUUACCAUGAGUUCAUUUUUGGGGGUCUUCUCUUUUCAUCUUUAUAGCCCUUUCUCCAAAGCUAGUGAGGAAGGUAUAUUCUCAACAUUAGAUGUAACUCUAUACCUGUCUGAUCUCCCAGACCAUGUGAAAUUUGCAUUAAAUGGAGGGGCUCUGGUUAGGUUCCACUGGAAAUCUGAUCCUGACUCUCUAGAGCCAUUUGAAAAAGAGUCUUCUGUCUUAAAAUUAAGAACCAAGAAAACAAGCUGGAAAGAGAACACUGAUGGAGUACAUGCUCUAAGCUAGUAGCACACUAAUUUCUUUGGCGUUUAGUUUAUUUAAUUUUUACAACAGUCUCAUAUUUAUCAUCCCCACUUUAAAGUAGAAAAAAACUGAAGCUUCAAGAGAUUGACUUGCCCAAGCUUCACCUAACAGCCAGUUCGCAAACCCAGGUGUGGCAGCCCCCAGGGCUUGCCUCGGAAAGAAAAUACACUAGGCUUAGUGGAACUCUGAUUGACAGCCUGAGGUAAGUGAAGGCCCCUGCUCCUUCACUUUCUCUCCUCGAUCCUGUUUUCCCGGUAGAGAAGGUACCCAGUCCUGCCACCCCAGAGGCAACUAAGCUCUAAAUUCCAAGAGGAGAGAACAGGUAAUCAUUGACAGUCAUGGGCUGGUGAGGGCCAGGUAUAGUUAGCCCUACAUUGAACAGUCUCCUUUAUCUUAUUUUGGAAAAACUUCGCCGAUAAGGCUUUAUACAGAAAGCUUCAAAGGAAAUAGUUUCCUAAUCUGGCCUAGGGCACACAGGGAAGAAAAGAAGAAACAUCUUCUAAACAGAUUGAGGGAAAGAAAAAAGAAUGCAUGCAUCUUAAGGGAAGUGAGACAAGUUGGGGCCCUCAUGGUAUUGUGCUUCUCCGUGAGUCUCUAUCCAGCCCAAGUGGAAGCUUGGCUCCUAACAAACCCAGGGUGCCAGUUGUUACCCUAUUCUGAGAGCCUUGCUGAGACAGUAACUCUGGGAAAACUAUUAUGGGUUCCUGACCAUGAAUCCAUCUUUUUUAUUCCCCGCAAAGAUUACUCAACUAUUCGAUCAAUGCGUAAUAACUGUGAGAUUUUGGGUGACUAUUUAGAUGGGGGAAAGUGUAUUAAGGUUGGAAACUAAAUUAUAUCCUUAAUACUACUGUUUUCUAAUGUUUUUUUUUGUUUUUUGGCAUGAUGUAAAUGACAGGCUUAUAUGUUAAGGACUGGCUUUAGGCAAAAAAAUAUACUUUGUGCAAAGUUUAUUUCAGCUUGACCUACUGUCUACAGACCCAGAGUCUAUAAUUACCAGCUGUGGUGAAAUGAAUGAUAGAUUUCUUUCUACCUUCAUACUCAAAGCAGUUAUGUUAAAAAAAAAAAAAAACAAAAAAAACCCUGAGGGGUUGGG